Messenger RNA from Moneuplotes crassus, 1102 nucleotides. Lineage: Eukaryota; Ciliophora; Spirotrichea; Euplotida; Euplotidae. The record is from the annotation of a GenBank genome assembly.
UGGAACCGAAGAAGGAAAUCACUUUUGUACAAAAAGAGAAAGUAAACAGGGGGAGGAGGCCAUCCAGAAGGCUUAAACAACAAGCCUUGCCAAUAAAGUCAAAGGAGGACAUGGCUAUAAAAGAAUCUCAAAACAUGAAUGAUCUACUCUCACUUCUCACUACUACGUCUGAGAACAUUACAAGAUCUGGAAAACAGGUAAUUUUUGAUAUUUUCAAGCUGAACAUUGUAGCUCACAAAGAAAUCACUGGGCGCCAGCAGUACAGUUCAAGGUAAAAAUGCAGCUUGAAGCACUGAAUUUCUACACAGAGUGAGCCAGGCUCCCAGUCAUAUCAAAUUUGUGGAUAAGUGCCAACAACUCAGAAAUUUGGUCAAAGAAGGAAGAAGCAAGACUAGAGCUGAGUCUAGAAAGCCAAUUAUAAAGAAAACUAUGAUCAAAAUGUUCCCUAACUUCAAACCAUUGAUUAAAACAGGGAAUAAGGAAACUACAGAUGAUAUCUUAAAAGAAAUUAAAUAGAGCUGAAAAUUACUACAAAGCUAUGGACUAUGAUCUUAAAAUCCAAAUCGGAGCUAAAAAGCUCCAAAACUCUGGCUCAAAUCUGCGCAAGGCUAGCCCAGUGUCUUCUCGUCAUCCCUCUACUAAAGCUGGGCGUAGAAGUUCUCAAAACCCUCAUCCUUUAAGCCCAAGAAAGUCUUCAGAUCCUUUGAAAAAUUGCUUUUCCUCAGAAAUGCAGAAGCUCAGAAGGAAUAACAGGAGAAAAUCUGUGCCUAAGAAGAGUCCAAUCCGGAGUCAGAAAAAAAAACAGUCAGAAUGAUGCAUUGACAGAGAAAAGUUCUCGCUCUUUACUAUGACUGAAAAAGAGAAAGUGCAGAUGAGAAAAGAUCUCUAUUCUCCGAUUUUUCAUAAAUCUGCUACUUAUAGAAUGCUUGAGAGAGAGUCAAGGAGUGAAACAACUUAUGGUCAUUCAGAAAUGGAAGCUGCAAGAAAGCAAAAAUCAUCUCUACACAUGAUCCUCAGAGGAAUGUCAAGAUACAGGCCACGUAGAGGGUUCACGACCCAUUCAGGCCACCGUUAAUCCUUAAAAUUCACCAGGAUUGUUCAA